Molecule: messenger RNA, 4446 nt
Organism: Camarhynchus parvulus
Lineage: Eukaryota; Metazoa; Chordata; Aves; Passeriformes; Thraupidae
Gene: MYCT1
Product: MYC target 1
Exons: 2
Coding region: 78-662 (194 amino acids)
Cellular component (GO): nucleoplasm
Source: RefSeq, a predicted model, not a curated record
UUGUGCAAAAAUCUCAAAAUUCAGAAAACUAUUGCUCCUCUGUGGACGUACCAUUCUGUAUUUGCUAUUUGGAUGUUAUGGAUAGGAACAGUACUUUUACUCCACUCACAUGGCCACCAAAGUUUUGGGAGCAGAUAACAAUAGCCUUCACAGUGUCCAUGGUGAUUGGAUUGGUGAUUGGAGGGAUCAUCUGGGCAUUUUUCACCUGCCUGUCCCGUCGCAGAGCUAGUGCCCACAUCUCCCAGGGGAGCCCCUCAUCCUUCAGCCGUCGGUCCAGACCCUCCUCCCAUGGCCACACUGCCGGCAGGACUGGAUUUUACCGCAACAGCAGCUGUGAACGUCGGAGCAACCUCAGCCUGGCCAGCCUCACCUUCCAGCGGCAAGCCUCCUUGGAGCAGGCCAAUUCCUUCCCCAGGAAGUCCAGCUUCCGUGCAUCCACCUUCCACCCUUUUCUGCAGUGUCCUCCCCUGCCUGUGGAGACGAACAGUCAGCUGAUCACCCUCACUCCCACAAACACCACCACAACCCUUGUGGCAAGCACCACCAACAGCUUGAGUCGACCUGAAUUCCACUGGUCUAACAACAACCUCCGCAUCUGCCACUCCACGCAAACCCCACCUCCCGCCUAUGAAACCAUCAUAAAAGCUUUCCCAGAAUCCUGAGCUUCGUCCUCAUUGCAAACACAUGUGUGCAUCUUAGGAGGAACCUCAAUUAUCUCAACAAUGUCCUGUGCAUGAUGAAGAUCUCUGAGAAGUCCUGGCUGCAGCUGCAUAGGGGACAUACUUUGCCAAGAGGCAUGUAGAAGUGAUUUCAUGGAGCCCAACAUCCCACUGUCUGAGAGAUCACUUGUCUGUGCACUGCUGGCUUUUAUUUACUGCUCUGCUGUAUGCUUGCAAAUUUAUAGUGUUAUAUCUUUAAUUGCAGCUAUUGUCUCUUUAUUUUAGAGGGAAAAAUGCUGCCGCAUAAAAACGAAAUCAUUUCUUGAAGAAACAGAUAAUACUAGAGAUUACUGAUAUACACAGCACAUCAAUGCAAAUGUCACUGUUCCUUUUUUUUUUUAAGAAGUUUUGAUUUCACAUGCUUUUGUUACAUUUUCAGAGACCACCUCCUGUUACCCACCUUCUUGCCAUAACCCCAGAAAAGCUUCAGUCUGAGGAACCUUAGAUGCAGACCCCAUAGAGGAUGCAGUCCUGGCUGCUGUAGACAUCCUGUUCUGUUGAUUGCAAAGAUAUGCUCUGAAAAGACUCCAUAUUAGGGAUGCUUGUUUCAAAUUCCCCACAUUGUGGGAAAAAAAAAAUUGAAGUAUAUAUAGUUUUAUGAACAAAGUUUUGAACAACAUACUAAAUGCAUUAUAACAAUUAUAAAGACUUUUCUGUCAGCAGCCAGCACAACAGGUAGUCAUGUUUUAAUACUAAGUGAGGCUGUAUGGGCAGAGGCUCCUCAUGUUUCAUUUUUCUAGCUCUGGCUAUCCAGAUAAGCAGUAUGAAUGACAACUAUUUUUUAAUUAAGUUUCCUGAUUUCCUAUGGGAUUAGUCAUUUCCUUAUUUCAAAUGUUUUUUCUCAAAUUGUACCAACGUUUAAUUUCUUCUUUUAUUCACUGAAAUCUUGUCUUUCACUAAAACAAGAUUUCAGACAUCUGUGGCUGAAUACAGGGAUUGUAUAAUGAAUUGGGAUAUGAAGAUAAAGAUGAAGUAUUUAGUUGAGGCUUACAUGUAUUCUUGACUUUUAUAUGUGUGUCAUGCCAAGCUAACCCCUGGCUUAGUAGAGACUAAUUGCAGUAAUAUGACAAAUGUUCAGGAUUUGGAAAUAACAGAGACAAAUGGGAUCCAAAUUAAGUCUUAUUAUAUCAGUUUCCUGUUAAAUUUUUCAUGUGCAAAUUAAGGGUAAAGAUUUUCCACAAGUAGAGGAGCUGUCCACACUGCAAAUAUGCCUGUUGUUUCUAAAAGGCUUGGGCAAUACCAGCCUCAGGACUCCCGAUUCUGAGGAGGCUUCUGCAGGGAGAACAAGUUCUUGUCUCCCUUCUGGGAGAGACAAAGAUUCAGCAGCUUAUGAGAGUGGGCAAAAUGCUUAACGUCUCCCAGAUUUUCCAGGCUUUUGGAGACUGGCAGCAUACAUCCCUUUGCUAAGAUCAACAUCCUUCAGGAAACACUGACAUUGAUCUCUGAUCCGCAGUAUUCCAGCCCAAUAUCCACCCAUUCACAAGUAAUGCUAAAUACAUUGAGCUUAAAAGCAAUACUUACUGUAAACAAGUAUUCCUUAUUGUAAAGUCAAAUUAUUUUGCAUACUAUUUACUGACUGAAUUUCACUGUUUUAUUUUUACUGUGCCGCACAUCUGGAGAGAUGUAUGUCAUUGCUAGAAGAACAACCAUUUACAGAGUUUACAAAGUGUUUCACUGUGGACACUAUGGUUCUGGCACACCCAGAACUUGCUGAUAGGAUUGUAACACUCCAUUUGGCUGAUCACAGGAUGCAGAAUCAAAAUAGCAGUCCUCUGAAGAAAGAAAGAAAGAAAGAAAGUUAUGCUUUUUCAUUCAUUAAUAUUUUUUUUACAUUUAGAGAUUUUCUGAGUCUGGUGAAUUUCAUUGCAUGCAAAAAUAUGUUCAAAGUGUCCUUCCUAUAGAAUAGGUGAUGCAGCCUAUUCUAACCUGCCUACAAAAAGUAGAAUUCAAGCCUGCUCCCUUUGUUUAGUGGGUUUUAUGGAUUGUGGAAGGGACAACUUACCCUAACAGCUGUGUACCCAGCGUGCACCCAGCUGGCCAAAACUGCUUGUUCCUUGAGAGUGAAAUAAUUUUAGAUGAGUAAAUUUUUACUUCUGGAUUGUAAGUGCACGUUACAUUACAGUAGAACUUUCCACAGCACAAUUAUUACACAAUUAUUACUUGUAUUAUACUGUAUUUAGUAAACAUUGUAAAGAGGGAAGCUUAAAUGCACUGUAUAUUUUUUUCCUCCUGAAAUCUGCACUGGAUAUAGAAGUAUUUCUUAUGUGCCCUGGAGUAGGGAGGCUAAAAAACCACGUUUUGUGCACAGCCAAUAUGACUGUCAGAAGCCUAAAACUUGUUUUCACAUCUGAAAGAAAUGUUUUGCAAGCAUUCAGGAAGCUUUGGAACGUGGAAUAAAGUUAGAUGCUAUGAUCUCAAGCUCAUGUUUUUUCUUAAUGAUGAAUACAGUGAUUUGCAUCAAGGAUCCUUUAAAGGGAAGAGUAUUAUCUUUAAUUAUGCAAGCUGAUACAGUUAGAAAUGUGAAUGGGGACUCCCUCCUUCCUUUGCUUCUGUGGGGAAACACCCCAAAACUGAAGAUGUUAUUUGAAGUCAGGGUCAGAAUUUGCCCUAUGAGAAUGGCUUCAAAGGAUUACAAGUGAGAAGGUCUCUCACAAAUAACAGUGCUUACAGGUUUUAAAUCCACUGCUUUUUAAGUACUUCAGCUUCAAUUCACAUUGUGUUUGAGCAAAUGAUUGCUUUAAGCAAAAGGGCAAUCACUAUAAGGUUCAUGCUUAAAUGGACUCAUGCACAUUUUAUUGCAUUAGGACUAAAGCACACUGCACAGGACCAACCCCCAAAUUAACAGUGGGAUUCAGGAAUCAUUGUGUGUUAGAUAUGCAAAAAAUAUUAUAUUUGCUUGAUGAAAUAAUCUUUUAUUUCAAUUUAAAAUACUAGAAAGAGGAGCUGAAUUAAAACAGCAUGUUACUGCAGGUUUCAAGAUUUCAGAGCAUUCACAAGCAUGAAUUGAACUUGACAAUUAUUUUGCAUGUAAUACAAAUAAAAUGGCGCUACCAGAAUCACAUAGGGACUGAUAGGCAGAACUUUGAUCAACACCCAGAUAUCCUGACACCUUGUUCUGAGUAAGCAGAACUACUUCUCCUCUUCAUGAAGAGAAAUGCAAUCCUGUUAUUGUCCAUGUCCACAAAAAAGUCACUCCAGUUAUGGGUUCAUACAGAAGGCAGAACUUGACAGCUGUUUGUCAGAGAAUAUUUAUGUUCUAUAUAAUUUUUACAAAAGUAGCUCAUGCUAUAUUCCUUGACGUUGCAUCAUUGAAGAGCUGCUGACCACCUCUUUGGACAGCUACUGAUGACCAUACUGUAACACAUUGAAUAUGCAGUAUUUUUGCCAAAUCACAUUUUAAAGUUCACUUGUAAUUUAUCAUGAAGUUUUUGAAUCAUCUCAAAAUCCAUUCUUAAGUAUAAACUGAAAACUAUGCUCGCUGGAAAUAUCCUCUCAGAGGUGAAAUGACACAUGCCAGAUGCCUGACCUAUAAGCAUUUGAUAAAAUUAGGUGAUGUCUAUGAUGCAAUACAGCUUCUGGAACAAAAAAAGAGAAAGAAAACACUAAUUUGAAAUUUACCUCUGCCAAGUCCAGAGCAGUCUAAAGAAGAAGGCAUUGAUAUAACUUCAAAAUACUGAGAACAAUAUUUUAGAAACUACACUUAGAAAGUCUUAAAACUCAAGGAAAA